This is a messenger RNA of Ostreobium quekettii, 423 nucleotides long. The record is from the annotation of a GenBank genome assembly. Lineage: Eukaryota; Viridiplantae; Chlorophyta; Ulvophyceae; Bryopsidales; Ostreobiaceae.
AUGUGCUUGUGUGUGUGUGUGUGUGUGUGUGUGUGUGUGUGUGUGUGUGUGUGUGUGUGUGUGUGUGUGUGUGUGUGUGUGUGUGUGUGUGUGUGUGUGUGCGUGCCAGCUUUAAGAGCAGUUGCUGAAAUGGCAAACUAUGUGCUGCUUGUUGGGGUUGACCAUCCGUUUCCUGGGGAGGGGUUGUCAGCCACCUGGCAGGUUUCUGUUUCUUGUUGUGGUGAAAUAUCCUUUUGGUACGUGGUGUCUUUCUAUGCGACCUUUCCAAAGCAUGAAACAGACAAGUGCCAGAGUCUUGGUCCUUUUGUGCCACAGGUUCUGUUGCUCAUGCCAAAUAUGUGCAGUGUUGUUUGUUCCUGUGUGCACAACACGCAACUCACAAGAAUCACGAACAACACAUCCAUGGAUCUGUUCUUUGCAUAA